GAAUUCGAGAAAUAUACAUAUUUUGUACACUUUCGCAUGUAUUAAAAAGAAAUAUGCCUUCAACCGAUACUGCACGAAAUGCGGAACGUGGAGCCGAACGGGAACUAUCGAGUUACAUACGACAAAGCGAUAAAGUCUAUGAACACCGGGAAUCACAGGCCACAGCAAUGACUGUGGAUUAUACAGGUCAAUGGGUAUUAUUGGCUGGUCGACGACACCUUGCUUUGCAAUGUUUAGGUCAAGACGAUGAUGGCUUUUUACGCAAAUACAACACCAAUUCAAAGUAUGAAGUCUCUGCAGCAGAAUUUGCCAUUUGUCCAGAAAGUAAAGAGUCUUGUGCUAUUGCGACUAGCCAACAUAUUGAUGUUGUCACUUGGGGUGCUGCUGAACCGCGUUAUAUUCACUCUCUUCGUGGCCAUACACGCAUGGUGACAGAUAUCGAUUGGCAUGGUAAAAAUCCAAAUCUUCUGGCCAGUUGUUCAAUCGACACCUUUUCUCAUAUUUGGGAUUUGAGAGAUUCUCGAAAACCAACAUUAUCUUUCAGUGCAGUUUGCAUGUCCGGAGCUACUCAAGUUGGAUUUAAUCGUGUUUCCGGUAAUCUUUUGGCAGCAGCACAUGAUGGUGAUUUACGGAUUUGGGAUAUACGUAAAGGAUCCUGUCCCAUACACUAUAUCACAGCACAUCUCAACCGAGUUCAUGGUAUAAAUUGGAGUCAUCGUAGAGAAACUUGUUUGGCUACAGCCAGUCAAGAUGGAACAGUGAAAUAUUUUGAUAUUAAUAAUCCAAGGAGAGCGGAGAAAAUCAUAACGACAACAUCGCCAGUGUGGAGAGCAAGAUACACGCCCAUUGGCAAUGGCUUAGUGAGCAUAGUGGUACCACAUUUGGGACGUGGCGAAAACAGUUUGCUACUUUGGAGUAAUAGCAAACAAAAUGAUCCGGUGUGUUCCUUUGUUGGUCACACAGACGUAAUACUGGAUUUUGCGUGGCGUCCGAAUCGUAUCAACCAAACGGAAAUCGAAUUAGUGACUUGGUCACGUGAUCGCACUUUGCGUGUUUGGAAAAUUGAUGAUAAAAUGCUAAAUCACUGUGAACCGGAUAAUGAUUCGAAUGAAAACUACGAUAUGAGCCAAGAGAUGCGCAUUGAAACGCCUACUAAAUUUCAGCCCCUGCAUUCGUCUUCAUUUCAAAAACCAUCGAUGCUUCGCACGCAACCUGUAGCAGCAUCAUUGCCCAUCGAAGCAAUCGAUGCAUUACAUAUAUCAAACAUGGUGCGUUCCCGUUCACCGCCACCUACCAUGUCGUUGCGAACGCCUACACAAAGGCGUAAAGAGGAAAAUGCAGUGGCUCGAUCUCUUACCGAUCAGCCAACUUGCUCUUUGCAUCAUGAGUUUUCGCUGUUGAAUACCAACAUGCCGCACAUUGAAGUCGACGUGUUGGAUGCUAUAAAACGAUAUGCCAUCUUUAAUAUUUCGGCCGGUGGUCAUGUCAUUGUUUUACACACCACAUUUCCCACCGAAUAUCCCAGUCCCAAUAUAUGUCCCGAAUUUUCAUUCUGUCCUGGAACUACAAUUCACGAAAAUCUAACUAGAUUAAUGAUGAAAGUGCUAAAAACAAAUGCCUUGACACGUGUGAAAAAGUCCCGCACCUGUUUGGAACAGUGCUUGAGAGCACUUGUAACGGCAAUGAAGAAGUCUGGUGGUGGUUCUGACAAGUCACAAAUACGUUUGCAAUCUCCUCGCCUGGAGGGAGCUUUAAGUGGUGCUUUGCAUGACGCUUGUAUACCUUUUCCAAGAACAUCGGCAGCCACAUUUAACCCAGUUGGAAUGUUGUGCAGUUUUGCUCAAAUUCUCAAUACAAAACGUUUGACUUUAAGACAUCAAAAUACCACCCCACGCACAUUGUCCGCCAUCAAUGGCGGCGGCUUAUUAGGCAAUGUGAUGGGACCUCAACCAGUCUUAUACACCCACCGAGAUUCGAACGCUUCUUUUUAUUUGCAAGAUCGCAUGAGCUCUAAACAUGCAAAAAAUCGUUCGAUUCAAAAGCCAGCACGCUCUACUCCUAUCGUACACGUCUACGAAUGCAACAAGCUGCUCAAUAUUAGUCGGAUCAUGGCCACAGAAUAUUCCUUGGACAAGAGAGACAUUAUUGUGACAUGCCGAAAGAAUCGUCAAAUAUGUGAGAAUCAUGGCCGCUACGAUCUGUUGCCUAUCUGGACUAUGGCCGAAAUGAUAGCAACACCCAAUGUGCCACAAAGUGAAAACAUGAAAUAUGAAAUGAUUCUCAACGAAGAUCCCUUUAAGAAGUGCCUUUUGGAAGCUUUAAUAAUGCAUUUCGCAAGUGUAGGCGAUUUGCAAACAGCCGUAAUGCUGGCUUGUCUUUUUCAUCCAUUUGGUAUUAAUGGCAUGGGUGUUUGUGGUUCUGGUGGUGUGAGCGUUGCUGGUACCAGUAGCAGUAAUGCUAUGGCCACAUCCUCUAAUAAUCUCAGCUAUCACAGUAAAAUACCAAAUCUUACACCCAAUACUUCGCCUUAUCACACAGUCUUGCCUAUAGACACGCAUGCUUCGCCCUCCCCAAAGAAUGGUGCUGCUGGUUGCAAUGUCGCACUUUACCUUAAACAAUUACGCAGUAAUUCGUGGUCUGAUUCGCUAGACUGUGUGGAUAGCAAACAUGUAAACAGUGAGUUGUAUGCAUGUUCGUUAAUACGUCGCUCUCGCAUACCAAUCUUUGAUCAAUUCAAGAAACUGUAUGCUGAAAUAUUGUAUGGCUGGCAAUUGUUAACCAUUCGAUCGUUGAUUUUGAAACACACCACAUUUAGCAAAAGUCCUCCCCAAGGUGUUGAAUUUGUGACCGAAUGUUCUGGAUGUAAUAAAACAAAACGUACUUCAGCCUGUGGUUCUUGCCAGCGGCCAGUUCUCUUUUGUGCCUUAUGUUGCAUACCGGUAAAAGGUGCAGCAAAUGCUUGCUUAGCCUGCGGUCAUGGGGGCCACUUGAUUCAUAUGAUGCAAUGGUUUGAGAAACAUAAUGUUUGUGCCUCUGGAUGCGGUUGCCAGUGUUUAGAGCAGACAGCUCUAAUGUUGGAAUAUAUUAAAUAGUUAAAUAAUUAAAUUUUAUAAGAGUACAAUAAAUAAAACAACAUAAAUGGUUGAUUUUUUCUUUCAUUUUAA
Messenger RNA from Calliphora vicina (urban bluebottle blowfly), 3164 nucleotides. RefSeq names its product WD repeat domain 59 (gene Wdr59). Bases 54 to 3092 code for a protein of 1012 amino acids. Gene Ontology annotation, molecular function: signaling adaptor activity; protein binding. Gene Ontology annotation, cellular component: vacuolar membrane; Seh1-associated complex. Gene Ontology annotation, biological process: cellular response to amino acid starvation; positive regulation of TORC1 signaling. NCBI's taxonomy places the organism in Eukaryota, Metazoa, Arthropoda, Insecta, Diptera, Calliphoridae. The transcript has 9 exons. The record is from RefSeq and is a predicted model, not a curated record.